AUGGCUACUCAGAAUGCGCCUAUUCUCCCAAACCCCUACGACCCAUUCUCAGCACCCACCCGCUCUGCGUCAUACACAUCCACGGCUUCUUCUCCAACACAUUCGAUACCCCAUGGUAGUUUGAUUCCCGCUAGUGCUGUGAUGAUGGGCACUUUUGCUACACCCGUGGCCAGUAGUUCGAGCAACGUCCAGCCCGAGCGCCGGCUUUCCGCGCUUCACACAGAUAUGACCCUACAUCAGAAGCAACUUGAACUCGACCACAAGAAGCGGAGUCUUGAUGCUCAAGAAGUACAGGACCCUCCGCCGCAAUAUUCUUCCUGA
Suillus plorans is the source of this 321-nucleotide messenger RNA. RefSeq lists its product as uncharacterized. The transcript has a single exon. The record is from RefSeq and is a predicted model, not a curated record. NCBI's taxonomy places the organism in Eukaryota, Fungi, Basidiomycota, Agaricomycetes, Boletales, Suillaceae. Bases 1 to 321 code for a protein of 106 amino acids.